AUGGCCACAGCGAGCGCUGUACAAAGCCUCCGGGACGAGGCGAGCUGCUCCAUCUGCCUGGAGUUGUUCAUGGCCCCGGUGAUGAUUGUGGGCUGCGGGCACAAUUUCUGCCGAGCCUGCAUCGCCCAGUGCUGGGAGGGGGCCGAAAUGGACGUCACCUGCCCCCAGUGCAGACAGACCUUUGCCCAGAGGCUCCUGGGCCGAAACAGGCAGCUGGACAAUUUAGUAGAAGUGGUCAAGGGCCUGAGCGUGGGGUCAGUGGAGGGAGCCGGGGGCAAGAUGGUGUGCGAGCAGCACGGGGAGGCUCUGAAGCUCUUCUGCGAGACAGACCAGGUCCUGAUGUGCGUGAUCUGCCGGGAGUCCUGGGCGCACCGAGCUCACCCCGCGGCUCCCAUCCAGGAGGUUGCGCAGCAGUGCAAGAACGGGCGCGCGGGCCCGAAACAAAUUCAAACUCGGCUGCAGCUGCUAAGGGGGGAGAGGGAGAGGCUUGAAGCACUGCACACGAGUGAAAGCCAGAAACACCAGGAAUACCAGCAAAAGGCAGCAGCCGAGAGGCAGAAGGUUGUGUCUGCGUUUGAGCGACUGCACCGGUUUCUGGAGGAACAAGAGCGACUCGUGCUGGCCGAGCUGGGAGAGGUGGAGAGCAGGAUUGAGAAGAGUCAGGGGGAGACUGUCACCCAACUCUCCGAGGAGAUUUCCCAUCUCACCAACCUGAUCAGGGAGCUGGAGGGGAAGUGCCAGCAGGCCGCCAGUGACCUCCUGCAGGACAUGAGGAGCACGCUGAGCAGGUGCAGGAAGGAGCAGUUCCAGUUGCCAGAGGGGAUUUGCCCAGAGCUGGAAACAAGACUCAGCAUCUUGUCUGGACAAACGCUAACUCUACAGGAGACAUUGAAGAAGUUUCAAGAGACUCUGCCGUCCACCUUGGAGAAGGGCAAAAGGGUACCAAAGGCGACGGUGACUCUGGAUCCGGACGCGGCAAAUCCCUACCUCGUCCUGUCUGUGGAUCGGAGAAGUGUGAGAUGGACAAACAAACGGCAGCCUGUGCCCGACAAUCCUGAGAGAUUUGAUGUGGACUCAUGUGUGCUGGGCCGGGAGAGAUUCACCUCUGGGAGACACUGCUGGGAGGCAGAGGUGGGGCAGAGGGACUGGGCCCUGGGGGUCACCAGAGAGUCUGUGAGGAGGAAGGGAGGGAUCAGAUUUAGCCCCAAGGAGGGGAUCUGGGCAGUGCAGUGCUGGGGGGAUCAGGUCUGGGCUCUCACGGCCCCUGCUCCCACCCGCCUGUCCCUGCGCCGGGUGCCCAGGAGGGUGCGGGUCUGUCUGGACUGUGCGGGGGGGCAGGUGUCGUUUCUCGAUGCUGACACCGAGGCCCCGAUCUUCACCUUCCCGCCGGCCUCCUUCACUGGGGACAGAAUCCGGCCCUGGUUCUCGCUCUGGGCAACGGGGCCUGGGUCCGAGCUGAGACUGUGCCAUUGAGUAAUGGGGGAACGGCCGGGGACCGGACCCCCCACGCGGGGAAAUGGGCCACUCUGGCUUCCUAUUCUCUAUGACCCCGGAGGAGUCCCCUCUACCUGCCCCGUCCCCUCCUCUCUGCCCCGGGAGCUGCCCAAGUGAAAGAUGCCGUCUGCGCCGACAAGCCCGUCCCGUUGCACCAGACCAAUCUGUCCCGUCACUCGGUGGCCCUGGGGGAGUCGAGCACGGCCACCAGCACGGACCCUUGAGGACGUCGCCCCAGCGAUGACUCUGAAAUUCAUGCUAAGCUUGGGCCUGCUCACAAAAGUGAAAAUACAGAAUACGGAUGCUAACUGCAUGUUGCAAGAGGAUGCGAGGUUAUGGCUAGGCCAUCUGAGAAGAGAUAAUGAAGUAUCUCCUCAGCUCAUCUUGCUCUAUUUAGGAUGAUUUCAGGCAGACUCCUAGUGUCUGGUGUGUAACCAUAUGAGAUAUCUAUCCUUGAUUAAUUAGCAUGGUAAAUAUUUCUUUUGCGACUAACUCGUGUUUAUGUGCAGGAAGAGACAUUCGCCGUAUGUGAUAGAUGUCUCCUCCUGAUUCAGUGUGUUUUUCCUGGCUGUUAAUCAGUUUCUUGAUAUGUUUCAAACUGGAUCACCUCUUGUUACCAAAGAAGGUAACUCAUUCGAAUUAGAAACUUCUGAUGACCAGUGAUGAGCAGGUUUUUCCCGUCAAUUAUUGCUUGGGACUCUCUUGAUUUGCACAGCUAAAAGAUUGCUUUGAAGAUGCUAAACUAAGGGGAGAAAAAGGCAGUAAAACAGCAAACAGCGUACG
This is a messenger RNA of Alligator sinensis (Chinese alligator), 2277 nucleotides long. RefSeq names its product zinc finger protein RFP-like. Gene Ontology annotation, molecular function: zinc ion binding; protein binding. The coding region runs from base 1 to 1473 and encodes 490 amino acids. Lineage: Eukaryota; Metazoa; Chordata; Crocodylia; Alligatoridae. The record is from RefSeq and is a predicted model, not a curated record. The transcript has 7 exons.